Messenger RNA from Closterium sp. Naga37s-1, 1476 nucleotides. The record is from the annotation of a GenBank genome assembly. NCBI's taxonomy places the organism in Eukaryota, Viridiplantae, Streptophyta, Zygnematophyceae, Desmidiales, Closteriaceae.
AUGUCACGGCACGCCCCAUCGCCCGCGAUUCACGCUGGUACUACCCCGUCGCACGUUGCUGUGGGGAUGGGCGGGCUGACACGGCUACAGCUCUCCCGUGACUUGCGGCUGCAGCGUGGAUCGCGAGGCCUGCGCUCCGCGAGAUAUGCGGAGCUUGCCACGUCGUUCUUGCCACGUCAGCUCGCUACACCGCUUAGGCGCCUCCCUGCCCCCCUACAGCGCGCACGUUCGUCGCCUUCCGGGGAGCGUUCCGCCGCACGCGCGUGCACACGGGCCGCAUGGAGCGUCAGCAGGCAGGCGGACAGACGGAUGAGCGUCGCAUGCCGCGCAGCAGAGACUGACGACGUGGCGCCUGCUGAUUGGGUGAACACGGCAGGGACGCACAAGCGGCCCCAGCAGGUGUUCUACUCCAAAAAGGGUGAGAAGUUUCUGUUACAAACGGACGAGAGGAUGGAGCUGCUGGAGUUACCCAAGGGUACAAGAGUGGUGUACCCUGGGCUGUGCAAGGAUGGCGAAUCCAACCCCAACAAGAUGCGCGCCAUGAUACGGCACGCUCUGGACAACCCUGUGGGGCAGCCGCCGCUGAAGGAAAGACUGCAGCAGAUCAAGCAGGCCAAUCCCAACCCCAAGGUCCUGAUGGCCUUUGACGACGUGAGCGUGCCGCUGCCGCCCAUGCGCCGCCCGGAUCUACGGCAGCUGAUCAUGGAAGAAGCGGAGAGCGACUGCGUGGCAGCGGGCAUAACAGACAUCCGCUUUGUGUGCUCUAUCGCUCUGCACCGCUACGUUCGCGCGGACGAGUUCAGGCACAUCUGUGGGGGGUAUCUGUUCGGCAAGUACUACCCGCACCGCAUGGGGAAUUACAACGCUGUCGAUAUGGACGAGACUGUGGACAUCGGUGUCACACGGCACGGGGAGGCUGUUCAGAUCAACCGGCACUUUGCGGAGGCAGAUCUGGUGGUGUAUGCGAAUGUGAACUACGUGAGCAUGGACGGCGGGUACAAGUCCUACGCCACUGGCCUGGUGCAUUACAACUCGCGCGCAUGGAUGGAUGGCAGGUCGCUGUUUGACCCGACGCUCCACCAGUCGUUCCACCGCAUCGGGCGCAUGAUGCAGAAGCACACGGACGUCUUCCAUGUAGAGACGGUCAUUGACGACCAGGUCUGUCCCUACCUGCCUGUCCGCCUGCAUGCACCAUGCACCACAACGGUCAUUGACGACCAGCUGUUCCCGUUCUACGUGGACUUUGUGUCGGAGCUAGUGCGCAACAUGACCCCGCUGCAGAAGCUCUUGAUGCACUCCACCAUUCUGCUGCUCAAGCUGCUGCCGCUGUGGCUAUGCGUCAAGGUUUUCUGGUUCAUGCGAGCCCCGUUCGGCCUGCUGCAGGUGACAGCAGGGGAGACCGAGGCGGUGCAUGAGAAGACACUGGCAACCAUCUACCGGGACAAGGUCAUGGACUUGCAGGGGCAGGUGAGUUGA